Messenger RNA from Salarias fasciatus (jewelled blenny), 6286 nucleotides. It is a transcript of the gene prex1, whose product is annotated as phosphatidylinositol-3,4,5-trisphosphate-dependent Rac exchange factor 1. The record is from RefSeq and is a predicted model, not a curated record. Bases 209 to 5191 code for a protein of 1660 amino acids. Lineage: Eukaryota; Metazoa; Chordata; Actinopteri; Blenniiformes; Blenniidae. Gene Ontology annotation, biological process: positive regulation of GTPase activity; regulation of signaling; G protein-coupled receptor signaling pathway. The transcript is spliced from 41 exons. Gene Ontology annotation, cellular component: plasma membrane. Gene Ontology annotation, molecular function: protein binding; guanyl-nucleotide exchange factor activity; GTPase activator activity.
UCAUGAGACGCCGUGCGCGCUGCGGCGUGCGUCUUUUUCACGCUUCUCCUCGACUCGCGCUCCUGCGAAGAUGGACUGAAGCGAAGCUGCGAAGAAGCGAGAAAACAACCAACUGUGGAUACUUGUGCGCGCGUGGAGCGGGGCGGCAGCGCUUACUAUCGGCUCUGAGGGGACCGGGGACCGGGGACCGGAGUCCGGAUCCGGCGGCAUGGAGGAGGACGACGGGCAUCACGAGAACGGGAUCCACGCCGUGAAGGACUCGGACCGGCAGCAGCGGCUGCGGCUCUGCGUCCUCAACGAAAUCCUGAACACGGAGCGGGAUUAUGUGCGGACGCUGUUUUUCCUGCAGUCCGCUUUUCUACACAGAAUCCGACAGACUGCCGACGACCAGCAGUGUCUCUCACCCGAACAUGUCAAGAUUCUCUUCUCGAACAUCGAGGACAUCCUGGAGCUGCACAAAGAGGUGUUGUCCGCCGUGGAGGCCAGCCUGCAGCCCGAGCCGCAGCCCCAGCAUGCACUGGGACACGUGUUCCUGCAGUUUAGAGAGAGUUUCUCGGUGUACGGCGAGUACUGCAGUAACCACGAGAAGGCCCUGCGGCUGCUCAUGGAGCUCAACAAGAUCCCCAACAUCAGGACGUUCCUGCUGCACUGUAUGCUACUGGGCGGGAAGAAGAGCACCGACAUCCCCCUGGAGGGCUACCUGCUCACCCCCAUUCAGAGGAUCUGUAAAUACCCCCUGCUGCUGAAGGAGUUGCUGAAGAGGACUCCUAAGAAGCAUGCAGAUUACCCGGCGGUGGAGGAGGCUCUGCAGGCCAUGAAGGCCGUGUGCUCCAACAUCAACGAGACCAAGCGGCAGAUGGAGAAGCUGGAGGCUCUGGAGCAGCUGCAGUCGCACAUCGAGGGCUGGGAGGGAACCAACCUGACAGAUAUCUGCACCGAGCUGCUGCUUCACGGGAAUCUCCUCAAAAUCUCAGCGGGCAACAUCCAGGAGCGCGUCUUCUUCCUGUUUGACAACCUCCUGGUGUACUGUAAAAGAAAAUCCAGGGUGUCUGGAAAGAAGUCCACCAAGAGGACCAAGUCCAUCAACGGGCCUCUCUAUGUGUUCCGGGGCCGGAUCAACACCGAGGUGAUGGAGGUGGAGAACGUGGAGGAUGGAACAGCCGAUUAUCACAGCAACAACUACACGGUGACAAACGGCUGGAAGAUCCACAACACGGCGAAGAACAAGUGGUUCGUCUGCAUGGCCAAGAACGCAGAGGACAAGCAGAAGUGGCUGGACGCCAUCCUGCGGGAGCGGGAGCAGAGAGAGAGUCUCAAGCUGGGAAUGGAACGGGACGCCUAUGUGAUGAUCGCCGAGAAGGGCGAGAAGCUCUACCACAUGAUGAUGACCAAGAAUCGCCACCUGAUCAAGGACCGGCGGAGGAAGCUCAGCAUUGUGCCCAAGUGCUUCAUGGGAAAUGAGUUUGUGUCGUGGCUGAUCGACAGCGGCGAGAUCAGCAAAGCCGACGAGGGGGUGAACCUGGGACAGGCGCUGCUGGAGAACGGCAUCAUUCACCACGUGUCUGACAAGCACCAGUUCAAGAACGAGCAGGUUCUGUACCGGUUCCGCUACGACGAUGGCACCUACAAGGCUCGCAGCGAGAUGGAAGACAUCAUGUCGAAGGGCGUCAGGCUGUACUGCCGCCUUCACAGCCUCCACACGCCUGUCAUCAAGGACAGAGACCAUCAUCUGAAAACCUUCAAAUCUGUGGUGCCUGCAAGCAAACUGGUGGACUGGCUGGUCUCUCAGGGCGACUGCUCGACCCGGGAGGACGCCGUGACGCUGGGCGUGGGGCUCUGCAACAACGGCUUCAUGCACCACGUGUUGGAGAAGAGCGAGUUCAAAGACGAGUCGCAGUUCUUCCGUUUCUACGCUGACGAGGAGACGGAGGGAACCAGCAGCAAGAGCAAGCAGCUGCAGCGCAACGACUUCAAACUCAUCGAAAACAUCUUGGCCAAGUCCCUGGUGAUUCACCCCGAGGAGGAGGACUAUGGCUUUGAGAUUGAGGAGAAAAACAAGGCCAUUGUGGUGAAAUCUGUCACCAGGGGCUCGCAUGCAGAGAUGGCCGGACUGCAGGUGGGCAGGAAGAUCUACACCAUCAACGAGGACCUGCUGUUCCUCAGGCCGUUCUCCGAGGUGGAAACCAUGAUCAGCCAGGCCUUCUGCAUACGGCGCUCGCUGCGGCUGCUGGUCGCCACCAAGGCCAAAGAGAUUGUGAAGAUCCCCGACAACCCGGACAGCCUCUCCUUCCGACUGUGCGGCUGUGCGCCGCCUCACGUGCACGCCGUCAGGAAAGGCUGGGAGGCGGUGGGGGCGGGGCUUCAGCCGGGUCAAGUUGUCCUGAAGGUCAACGGCAACAACGUCAAUCACAGCGACUUCCAGGAGGUCCUGGAGCACUUCAGCGCUCAGCACACUCACCAGGAAGCUCCAGAACCGUGUCACUGGGUGUACCGAGCGUUCGAGGACGUGGACGAGCUGCAGAGAGAGCGGGCUGCGGGCGAGAAGGAGGAGAGCGCCUUCAGGCCGUAUCCGGUGGAGAACGGCUCCGACCACGAGGAGGAGAACGGCACCAACGGAACAGACCUCCGGCUGGCCCGACUCUCCCUCCUGGACGACCUGCCUCUGGUCAGCCUGACGGUGGACAACGUUCACCUGGAGCACGGCGUGGUCUACGAAUACGUGAGCACUGCGGGCAUCAAGAGCCACGUUCUGGAGAAGAUUGUUGAGCCUAAAGGAUGUUUCAGCCUCACUGCUAAGAUCCUGCAGGCGUUUUCGGACGAUGACAGCCUUUUCGUUCGUAACUGCAGCCAGCUCAUCUCCCAGAGCGACCGAGUCGUCACCAUGCCGCAGUUCGAGUUCAGGCAGAUCUGCGACACCAAACUGGAGAGCAUCAGGCGGCGGAUCAGCAGCUACCAGCAGUUUGCCCUGGAACUGAGGAACAAGGUGUGGCCGUCGUCCAGGCAGGCCGGCGCUCGAGCCCACCCUCUGGGCUGCAUGGACUUCGUUCCCACCAACUGCCACGUCAACCUGAUGCAGGUCUCGUAUCCUAAAAGCACUACCUCCGCCGGCAGGACCUUCAGCAUCCGCUUCGGCCGCAAAAACUCCCUCUUCGGCCUGGACCCCGAUCAAGCACAACUCAACCCCAUGUCCCACACUCAGCACUGCAUGACCAGCAUGGGGGCGCCGUCCUGGAGCUGCUCGGGCCUGGAGGGCGACGAGGCCGACGGCAGCGGCGACGUGUCGGUGGAUGGAGGCGACGGCGGGCCGGACGCCCGGCGGAGCGGCCACGGCGAGGGAGGCUUGAGUUUCCUGCUCAAGCAGGAAGACACGGAAACGCAGGACGCCUACAUCCAGCUGUACAGCCGCCUGGAUGUUGCCGUGAGGGAGAUGAGGCAGUACGUCGCUCAGAUCGACGUCCUGUUGUCGUCGAUCACCGAGCCCACGCAGCUCCAGGGGGAGGGAGGGGAGCCGCCGGUCUACGAGCCCGGCCAGCCCCCCUCUCUGGCCCCCUGCGACGACGGCUGCGACCAGGACAAAGUGGAGCACGGCGGCAUUAAGCGGGUCUGCUUCAAGGUGAACGAGGAGGACCAGGAGGACUCGGGACACGACACCAUGAGCUACAGGGACUCCUACAGUGAAUGCAACAGCAACAGAGACUCGGUGCUGUCCUACACCAGCGUGCGAAGCAACAGCUCCUACCUGGGGAGUGACGAGAUGGGAUCAGGAGAUGAGCUGCCGUGUGACAUGAGGAUUCCCUCCGACAAGCAGGACAAGCUGCACGGCUGCCUCGAGCACCUCUUCAACCAGGUCGACUCCAUCAACAACCUGCUCAAAGGAUCGGUCAUGAGCAAGGCAUGCGAGGAGACCAAGCACUUUUACUCAGACCACAGCCAGCCAGAGUUUCGUCAGACGGAAGACUGGACGGUGCGCUGUCGUUGCAUCAUCCACAAAAACAUCCAGGAGGACCCCUGGAACCUCCCCACCUCCAUCAAAACGCUGGUGGAGAGCCUGCAGAGAUUCGUGGACGAUGGGAAGAACCAGCUCCUCCUGGCUCUGCUCAAGUGCACAGACACGUCUCUGCAGCUGCGCCGGGACGUGAUCUUCUGCCAGGCGGCCACGGGCGCCCUCUGCACGCUGGCCGAGCAGCUGCUGACGGCGCUGCGCUCGCGCUUCAACAACGCCGGCGAGUACCAGGAGGACAGCAAGGAGACCAGCCGGAAGUGGCUGGAGCAGAUCGCCGUCAUCGGCGUCUUGCUGCACUUCCAGUCCACCCUGGCUCCACACCUGAAAGAGGAGCGCACCAUGCUGGAGGACACCAAGGCAGCCCUGUUGGAUUUGGACAAAGUCACUGUGUUCUUCAGGCAACUGGAGGACGAGUGUCUCGUCGCAAACUCCCCGGUGUGUUACCAGGUGGAGGGCAGCCGUCAGGCCCUGAGAGUGACUCUGUACCUGGACAGCUGCCACUUCAGCGAGCUGCCCACUCGGCUGCAGAACGGAGGCAGCCUCAAGCUGAACACCGUCCUCUUCACCAGGGCCCUGGAGCGCCCAGAGGGGGUGUCCCAGCAGGACUACGCGGCCAUGGAGGAGUUCCAGCAGCGCACCAACGCCGUCUCCCUGGAGAAGGUCAAGGCCUACUACCGCAAACUCAGGGCUUUCUAUUUGGAGAAGUCUAAUCUCCCGACUGACUCGAACACCACGGCGAUGAAAAUCGACCAGAUACUGGGCCUUGAAGUUAGAGAUCUUCAACCAAGCAUUUCCAAACUCCUGCGACCCCUCAACACGCUGGACGACCUCUGCCGACUCAUGCAGUCCUACGUGAACGUGCACCCGAACCUGCAGGGUCACCCGUCGGGCGUGAGCGUGCUGUGCGUGUCCUCGGAGCUGUGCAACCGGCUGGGAGCCUGCCACAUCACCAUGUGUGGCACCGGCAUGCAGAGAUGUACCCUGAGUGUGACGCUGGAGCAGGCCAUGAUCCUCGCUCGCAACCACGGCCUCAUGCCGCGCUGCAUCAUGCAGACCAUGGACAUCAUGAGGAAACAGGGGGCGAGAGUCGAGCUCUCGGCUAAAAAUCUCAAGAUCAUGGACCAGAUGCCUCCAUCGGCCCCGAGGCUCUUCAAGCUGUGUUUGCCGCCUUCAGACGGAGAACUGUAAGAAUCCCGUCGCUCCAGACGACCCGUCGCACCGAGGGUGAAGUGGAAGAUCCAGUGAGACGCCACAAUAAAGAGUCUCAACUCAGUCCUACCAUCAGACACUGCCAACAGAGAGACCCCUGUAUCCCCAUCUCACACACACACACACACACACACACACACACACACACACACACACACACACACACACACACACACACACAGGGAGCAUUCCAGCAUGGACCACUAGAGCUUCAGAACCAUGUGCAACACAAGACUGUCUCAGCAACGACGGAGCGCCUUCAGAGAUGAGAGGCAGGAGUUUCACAGCGUCAGCUGCCUUGCUCAGCAACGCUGACAUUGAUUACUCUGCAUCAGGUUCAAAAUCAUCAACAAAAACAAACAAAAAAAAAAAAGAAAAAAGCCUCUCAACAAAAAAGAGGACCUUGCAUUAUUAACUGGAUUAACCAAACUACCUGUAGCUGAGUCGUCCUAGAUGUUAUCCAGUUUGCCCUGGACUGCAGACUGCAGGCUCUCCAUCGGGGCUGGUGUUCCCCAGGGCGCGGUGUUGGGACCCCAAGUGAAGUGAAGUACUUGAAAUCCCUGGUAUGGGUGUAUGAGAGCUGGCCGGGGCGAAGCAGGAAGUCAGAGACGAGACAGACAGAUGGAAGUAGGGAUGGAGGGUGGGGUGAGACGGUGGCGGGGUGGGGGGGCUGUUUUCAGCCCGUUGCAUGUGGUAACUGUGCAAUUACUGUAGGUUUAGUGUGAGUACUGUAUUACUGCACUAUAUGAAGGAUAGUUAUUUAUUGCGUCCAGAAGGAGCGUUUUUAUCGCUUACGUAUACUAUAUCAGGUAUUAAAGAAUCUAAAAGCAUUCCAGCCUACGUAUUGAACAGUAUUUAAAGGACCAAUGGCAUGCCUUUCUUUCUUGUUUAGAUAACUGCUCUUGUGUUUUUGUUUUAUUUAUGCGUAUGGGAUUCGUCAGGAAGUGUUGCAUUAAACUUCAGGGAGUACAAGGGACGGAAGAUCUGAAGCUCGCUGAUCAGAAUCAGGACAGAGGAAGCUAAAGCUAAACCAUCCACGGCUACGUCAGCGGGUCCUUGUGUUGAAUCACUGUU